AUGACCGACUUAAAAUUAGAAUUACCUACCAAUAAAAAAGGCGAUAAAAUUGCUAAUUAUUGUUAUAAUGGCAGAAUUUAAAUAUUUUUGCCACUAAAUACCAGUAGUGUUUGAUAAAGUGAAGCGAACUCAAAAUGGUUGCAAAAACAACUUUUACAUUUUCUUUCCUAGACUAUAUCAUUCUUAUCAUUGUUAUUACGAUUAGUGCUAUUCUAGGGAUAUACCAUGGCACGGGUAAAAGGCAAAACACUGCAAACGACAUAAUGAGAAGCAAAAAAAACAAUGUUAUAGUAAUUGCACUUUCGGUAACAGUAUGGUAGCCAUUUCUCUGCAUUGACUUUCUUGGGAGUUCCAGCAGAUGUGUACAGAUUUGGUGCGUUUUAUUGGUGGACUUGUCUCUCAAUGAUUUUGGUUGUUAUUCUAACAGCUUACAUUUACUUGCCUGUGUUUUUCAAUCUUGAAAUUGUCUCCAUUUAUGAAUAUUUGGAGCGAAGAUUUGAUCGGAAAACGAAAUUGUUGUCGUCGUUUUUGUUUGUUUUAGCUGAAGCGCUUUACUCUCCUUUAGUAAUUUACACUCCAUCUCUAGCAUUUUCAGCAGCCACUGGUAUCAAUGUUCACAUUAUAACGUCCGUAAUGUGUGGAAUAUGUGUUUGUUACACUGCAAUUGGGGGCUUGAAGGCUGUUAUUUGGACCGAUUUUCUUCAGUUCAUUGUAAUUGUUGCAACAAUGUUGUUUAUCAUUUUUAUUGGAUUGCAAACACAAGGAGGAUUUCUAUCGGUUUGGAAUACAGCGAUUGUGGGACAAAGACUGGAUAUAUUCGAUUUUGAUUUGGAUCCAACAAAACGUAACUCUUUUUGGACCUUGGUUAUUGGAUCAACCUUUCAGUGGAUAAAUUACAUCAGUCUCACACAAACCGGGAUGCAAAAAUUCUUAUGUUUACCCACAUUUAAAGCCUGUGUGUGGUCACUUAUUUAUUGUGCCCUUAGUAUGUCUGUUGUUGUAACAGUUGCUAUAUUAACUGGUUUAUCAAUUUACGAUCGAUACGUAAAAUGUGACCCACUGAUCAGCAAAACAAUAGAAAAACAUGAUCAGAUCGUUCCUUAUUACAUUUUGGACGUUACAGGGAACAUGAACGGGAUUUCUGGAGUUUUUAUGGGAACAAUUUUUUGCGCCGCUUUGAGUUCUCUAUCGUCAGGUUUUAACGCCACGUCAAAUGUGAUUUACAAAGACUUUCUUACUCUCUUCCUGAAACGAAACAUUUCGAAACGAAAAGUAACAAAUAUUUUGCAACUGAUUGUAGUUGUUGCUGGACUUUUUGCGGUUAUGAUGGGCUUUUUGGUGGAACAUUUGGGAGAACUUGUUCCUUUAACUAUAAGUGUCACAGGAAUGGUAUCAGGACCAUCGAUGGGAAUAUAUACUUUAGGGAUGAUGUUCCCAAAAGCUAAUUCAAAUGGUGCUUUUUAUGGUGCACUUGGUGGCAUUUUAGGGAGUGCUGCCUUCUUGGUACCAAAAGAGUAUUACCAGUACCAUAAUUUGAUCAGUUAUCCUCACAAGCCACUUUCAACCGAGAACUGUAAUAGCAAUUUAACUUUUUUCUCGUCUUUAGAUAAUAAAACUGUGUCAGAGAACUCAUUUCAACCACCUUUUAUUUUCCGAAUUUCGUACGACCACCAUUGUUUCAUUGGAGUAAUUAUUACUGUUAUUUUGGGUUUAAUUAUUAGUUACUUGACCAACAAGAAUGAUGCUCCAGUUGAUAAAAAAUUGAUAAGUCCGAUCUGUCAUUUUCUCUUACCUAAACACAGAGAUAGGGAAGUCAUGGAACAUUUUAUGGAGAACAAAGACCAACAAAACAGUUAGGACAGUCAGUGUUUGUAGAUACUUAUAAAAAUAUUUUUGUACUUGCUUAAAGUUAUUAUGAGACAUUUUAGGGAUAACAAAGAAUAAAACAAUAAAUUACUGUUUGCAAAUAAGAAUAACCAUGCAUUAAAAAAUAAAUAAGUAUUGUUGUUGAUGUUGUAAAAACUCCUCGUUAUGAUACUAUAAUUUAAACCUCAAGAAAUAAAACAUUGUUUUCUGAUCAAUUUAGCUUUUUUGAUGACCGACUUGACUUUUACAAUUGCUUACAAAAAAAACAUUUAAUACAAUUUUGUAAUUAUUGCAUUCAC
Molecule: messenger RNA, 2165 nt
Organism: Tribolium castaneum (red flour beetle)
Lineage: Eukaryota; Metazoa; Arthropoda; Insecta; Coleoptera; Tenebrionidae
Product: sodium-coupled monocarboxylate transporter 1-like
Exons: 6
Coding region: 403-1857 (484 amino acids)
Biological process (GO): transmembrane transport; sodium ion transport
Cellular component (GO): membrane
Molecular function (GO): symporter activity
Source: RefSeq, a predicted model, not a curated record